This is a messenger RNA of Tauraco erythrolophus (red-crested turaco), 701 nucleotides long. The record is from RefSeq and is a predicted model, not a curated record. NCBI's taxonomy places the organism in Eukaryota, Metazoa, Chordata, Aves, Musophagiformes, Musophagidae.
ACAGCAGCAUGAACCUCAAGAAGUACUUCGUUCGGGCGCUGCACCGCCUGCAGAAGGGCCCCGGCUACACCUACAAGGAGCUGCUGGUCUGGUACUGCGACAACACCAACACCCACGGCCCGAAGCGUAUCAUCAAAGAGGGGCCGAAGAAGAAAUUAAUCUGGUUCUUCCUGACGCUGCUCUUUGCAUCUCUGGUCUUCUGGCAGUGGGGUAUCCUCAUCAACACCUACCUCUCCUACAACGUCACGUCAUCUCUCUCCAUUGGCUUUAAGACCAUGAAGUUCCCAGCAGUCACGGUCUGCAACGCCAACCCUUUCAAAUACUCAGAGGUGAAGUAUCUGCUGAAAGACCUGGACAGGCUCAUCGAAGCGGCGCUGGAGAGGAUCCUGCAGCCCAUGCCGUGGAACAGCAGCGAGAGCAGCUCCCCACCACUCAACCUAGAGCUCUGGUACCAGAUACCCCUGGUCCUCAUCGAUGAGCAUGACAAAGACAACCCCGUCAUCCUGGACAUCUUUGAGAUCAACGAAACUGCUGCAGACAACCAAACUGCUGCAGCUGAGACCUCUGCAGAUGACCAAACCACUGUGGGCAACGAGACCUCUGCAGAUGACCAAACCGCUGUGGGCAACCAAACUACUGCUCCACCUGCCCCAGCCAAUGCGACAUCAGAAGAAAAGAAGUACAAGCUGGCGGUGAAGCUG